Echinops telfairi (small Madagascar hedgehog) is the source of this 6482-nucleotide messenger RNA. It is a transcript of the gene MED14, whose product is annotated as mediator complex subunit 14. Gene Ontology annotation, cellular component: mediator complex; core mediator complex. The transcript is spliced from 31 exons. The coding region runs from base 14 to 4378 and encodes 1454 amino acids. Lineage: Eukaryota; Metazoa; Chordata; Mammalia; Afrosoricida; Tenrecidae. The record is from RefSeq and is a predicted model, not a curated record. Gene Ontology annotation, molecular function: transcription coregulator activity. Gene Ontology annotation, biological process: regulation of transcription by RNA polymerase II.
ACCCUGCGCCGCCAUGGCUCCUGUGCAGCUGGAGAACCACCAGCUGGUGCCACCCGGAGGCGGGGGGAGCGGCGGCCCCGCGUCAGCCCCGGCACCCCCUCCCCCGGGAGCUGCCGUGGCGGCGGCCGCGGCGGCGGCGGCCAGCCCCGGCUACCGGCUCAGCAGCCUCAUCGAAUUCUUGCUCCACAGGGCCUACUCGGAGCUCAUGGUGCUGACGGAUCUACUGCCGAGGAAAUCUGAUGUAGAAAGGAAAAUAGAAAUUGUGCAGUUUGCCAGCCGAACACGCCAACUCUUCGUUCGAUUAUUAGCUUUAGUAAAAUGGGCUAAUAAUGCUGGCAAAGUGGAAAAAUGUGCGAUGAUUUCCAGUUUUUUAGAUCAGCAAGCCAUCCUGUUUGUGGACACAGCUGACCGCCUGGCCUCCUUAGCUCGAGACGCUCUGGUCCAUGCACGCCUGCCCAGCUUUGCCAUCCCCUAUGCCAUUGAUGUACUGACUACUGGGUCUUAUCCACGGCUGCCAACCUGCAUUAGGGAUAAAAUUAUUCCUCCCGAUCCAAUCACCAAAAUUGAGAAACAAACCACUCUUCAUCAGCUGAACCAGAUUCUUAGACAUCGGCUUGUCACCACAGAUCUCCCUCCUCAGUUAGCGAAUCUUACAGUUGCCAAUGGCCGAGUGAAGUUUCGAGUUGAAGGAGAAUUUGAAGCUACCUUGACUGUGAUGGGCGAUGACCCCGAUGUGCCAUGGCGUCUUCUCAAGCUGGAAAUUCUGGUUGAAGAUAAGGAAACGGGAGAUGGACGCGCGUUGGUGCAUAGUAUGCAAAUCAACUUUAUCCAUCAGCUGGUGCAGUCUAGGCUCUUUGCUGAUGAGAAACCUCUUCAGGACAUGUACAACUGCCUACAUUCGUUCUGCUUAUCACUGCAAUUAGAAGUGCUACAUUCCCAAACUCUGAUGUUAAUCCGAGAGCGCUGGGGAGACCUUGUGCAAGUGGAGAGGUACCAUGCUGGAAAGUGCCUCUCCCUCUCCGUGUGGAAUCAACAGAUUCUGGGGAGAAAAACUGGGACAGCAUCUGUUCACAAAGUUACAAUUAAAAUUGAUGAGAAUGAUGUCUCUAAGCCUUUACAAAUUUUUCAUGACCCUCCCCUGCCAGCUUCUGAUUCCAAGUUAGUAGAAAGAGCAAUGAAGAUUGAUCAUUUAUCAAUAGAAAAACUCCUGAUUGACAGCGUCCAUGCGAGGGCUCAUCAGAAACUCCAGGAAUUGAAGGCCAUUCUGAGAGGCUUCAAUGGCAACGAAAAUUCUUCCAUAGAGACUGCACUUCCAGCCCUUGUUGUUCCUAUCUUGGAGCCCUGCAAUAGUUCGGAGUGUCUACAUGUUUUUGUAGAUUUGCAUUCUGGGAUGUUCCAGUUGAUGCUUUAUGGACUUGACCAGGCUACUUUAGAUGAUAUGGAGAAGUCUGUGAAUGAUGAUGUUAAACAGAUUAUCCCAUGGAUUCAACAACUUAAGUUUUGGCUUGGACAGCAGCGUUGCAAACAAUCUAUAAAACACCUGCCUACCAUAAGCAGUGAAACAUUGCAGCUUUCCAAUUACUCAACCCAUCCUAUUGGUAAACUUUCUAAGAAUAAGUUGUUUAUUAAACUCACCCGGCUUCCACAAUACUACAUUGUUGUGGAGUUGCUGGAGGUUCCCAAUAAACCCACUCAGCUGGCAUACAAAUACUACUUCCUGUCUGUGAACAGUACAGACCGCGAGGACACCCCGGGCACUGCAGUCAUGCUGCAGCAGUUCAAGGAAAGCAUCCAGGACAUGGUUGUGCAUGUGAAAGCUGGGAAACAGCCUAGAACCGGUGCCAAGCGCAAGUUGUCUGGUGAUCCGUGUCCAGUAGAACCCAAGAGAACCAAGCGAUCAGGAGAAAUGUGUGCCUUCAAUAAAGUACUAGCUCACUUUGUCGCUAUGUGUGAUACAAACAUGCCAUUUGUAGGACUUCGGUUGGAGUUGUCCAAUUUGGAGAUCCCACAUCAAGGAGUGCAAAUGGAAGGCGAUGGCUUCAGUCAUGCAAUCCGCUUACUAAAAAUUCCUCCAUGUAAGGGUGUAAGUGAGGAAACCCAAAAGACCCUGGACCGCUCGCUUCUUGACUGCACUUUCCGAUUACAAGGGAGAAAUAACCGCACGUGGGUGGCAGAGCUAGUGUUUGCAAAUUGCCCGCUUAAUGGCACUUCAACCAGGGAGCAAGGGCCGUCCAGGCAUGUAUAUCUGACAUAUGAAAAUCUGUUGUCUGAACCCGUUGGUGGUCGAAAAGUGGUUGAAAUGUUCCUUAAUGACUGGACUAGCAUUGCCCGAUUAUAUGAGUGUGUGCUGGAAUUUGCACAUUCUUUACCAGAGAUACCUGCUCAUCUAAAUAUUUUCUCAGAAGUCCGUGUUUAUAAUUAUCGAAAACUGAUCUUGUGUUAUGGAACCACCAAGGGAAGCUCAAUUAGUAUCCAAUGGAAUUCUGGACAUCAGAAAUUUCACAUUUCAUUAGGAACUGUUGGCCCAAACUCAGGCUGCAGUAACUGUCACAACACCAUCCUCCACCAGCUUCAAGAGAUGUUCAACAAGACACCAAACGUGGUGCAGUUGUUGCAGGUCCUAUUUGACACUCAGGCUCCCUUAAAUGCCAUCAACAAGCUUCCCACCGUGCCCAUGUUGGGUUUGACCCAGAGAACCAACACUGCCUAUCAGUGCUUCUCUAUUCUGCCACAGUCAUCCACCCACAUCAGACUGGCCUUCAGGAACAUGUAUUGCAUCGACAUAUACUGCCGGAGUCGAGGCGUUGUAGCAAUUCGGGAUGGUGCCUAUAGUCUUUUUGAUAAUAGCAAACUAGUUGAAGGUUUUUAUCCUGCGCCAGGAUUAAAGACAUUCCUGAAUAUGUUUGUUGACAGCAAUCAGGAUGCCCGAAGGAGGUCUGUAAAUGAAGAUGAUAAUCCUCCUUCUCCUAUAGGAGGAGAUAUGAUGGAUUCUUUAAUAUCCCAACUCCAGCCCCAGCCACCAGCCCAACAGCAGCCAUUUCCGAAGCAACCUGGAUCAUCAGGUGUAUAUCCCCUGACUUCCCCUCCUACAUCUUACCACAGCACAGUCAAUCAGUCUCCCUCUAUGAUGCACACACAGUCCCCAGGAAACCUGCAUGCUGCCAGCUCCCCCAGUGGGGCUUUGAGAGCCCCAUCACCAGCAUCAUUUGUUCCAACUCCUCCCCCAUCCUCGCAUGGAAUCUCAAUAGGACCAGGGGCCAGUUUUGCUAGUCCACAUGGAACCCUUGACCCUAGUUCACCAUACACCAUGGUCUCACCAAGUGGACGAGCGGGGACCUGGCCAGGGUCUCCUCAAGUGUCUGGCCCCUCACCAGCCACACGCAUGCCUGGAAUGUCACCAGCUAACCCAUCGCUGCAUUCUCCAGUUCCAGAUGCUUCUCAUUCCCCUCGAGCUGGAACGAGUUCCCAAACGAUGCCAACAAACAUGCCUCCGCCCCGCAAACUACCUCAGCGCUCCUGGGCAGCAUCCAUCCCGACCAUCCUCACACACAGUGCCUUGAACAUUUUACUGCUGCCCUCUCCAACACCAGGCCUCGUACCUGGCCUGGCAGGUAGUUACCUGUGUUCACCACUUGAGAGAUUCCUUGGAUCAGUCAUCAUGAGGCGACACCUCCAAAGGAUUAUUCAACAAGAAACGCUACAGCUGAUAAAUUCCAAUGAGCCAGGUGUGAUCAUGUUUAAGACUGAUGCACUGAAAUGCAGAGUAGCCCUUAGCCCCAAAACCAACCAGACGCUUCAGCUGAAAGUGACGCCUGAAAAUGCAGGACAGUGGAAACCGGAUGAGCUUCAAGUUUUGGAGAAAUUCUUUGAAACCAGGGUUGCAGGACCACCAUUUAAAGCCAAUACGUUAAUAGCCUUCACCAAGCUGUUAGGAGCGCCUACACACAUCCUCAGAGACUGUGUGCACAUUAUGAAGUUAGAGCUGUUCCCUGAUCAAGCAACGCAGCUCAAGUGGAACGUUCAAUUUUGCCUGACGAUCCCACCCAGCGCCCCUCCCAUAGCUCCUCCGGGGACUCCUGCUGUGGUGCUGAAGUCCAAAAUGCUGUUUUUUCUUCAGCUGACCCAGAAAACAUCGGGGCCUCCCCAAGAGCCUGUUAGCAUUAUAGUUCCCAUCAUUUAUGACAUGGCUUCUGGUACCACCCAGCAGGCAGACAUCCCCAGACAGCAGAACUCUUCUGUUGCUGCUCCCAUGAUGGUCAGCAGCAUUCUAAAGAGAUUUGCAGAGAUGAAUCCACCUCGACAAGGUGAAUGCACAAUAUUUGCAGCAGUUCGCGAUUUAAUGGCUAAUCUUACACUGCCCCCUGGUGGGCGUCCAUAAACACUAUUGCUUUUAAACCAGGAAGGCUGACAAAUGAGACAAAAACAACAAAAUCAAUCAAUAAAUAAAUUUGAAUUCAGCCUUCAUAUUAAAAAAGACAAAGGACUUUUUGACUUUUAAGAGCUAAAAAUUCUAAACUGGCAAAAAAAUUUUUCAGGGUGCACUUCUUUCAUCAAAAAGAUCAUCAAUCUUUUGUAUAGUUCACUUGUACAGUGUGUUUAAAUGGAACACAUUUCCAAGUAGGUAAUACAUCCGUAUCCACUUGCCAGUGAUAGAUUUAAUAUUGUUUUCUACUAUAACAUUAUGAAAUGCCAAACUUGUUUAUUUAAUUGUUUUCUUAUGUUUUGGGUGUAAUAGUCCUUUUGUUUUUGUUUUCUUGUUUUGUUUUGUUUUGAAGGCAGGUCUGCCACUUUUGAAUACUGUAAAACUGUGAUAAACUUUAUAUUGAAGCUGUAUUUUAAUAUUACCGCUUUGAAUCCUUACAUGAAAAUGUUUGGGAGUUGUUAUAAACAGAUCCCAAAGAAGCAAUAUUUAAUAAAAUGUAGGUUUAAAAAACAAACACCAACGGCAAUGACAAAAACCAAGAAUACUCACGUGUGUAUGUAUAAGCUCCCUAAACUUUUCCGAGCCUCCCUUCAUCUUUAACCCGGUGAGGCCAAUAAUUCAUUUCUAACUACACAAGUCUGAAAUUUGACCAAAAAACAUCUUCUUUAUUUCAAGGUAAUUUCUUUUCUUCCACACUCCUAACCUGACUGCUGGUUGACAUUUAGCACCUUGGCGGUUUUUUUAGUGUAGGAUUUGUGGGGGAAGGAGAGCCUCUAGGCUUGGCAAAGAGACAGUAAAUGACUCCCAUUGACCAAGAAUCCUACAUAUUGUCAUCAUUCUCAUCGGUUGGAGAUGUGGAAUCUUUUCUGUGAUGAGGCCAGUUCUGUCUACAAAAUAAUUCUGCCUAUAGCAUUAAUGCUUCUGCCCUUGCAUGAAAUUUCUGUAAUGUUUCCUUUUCUUGCUAAACUUCUCCCCGCUCACCAAAAUUGGAGUUGUUGUAAACAAUCCCAGUUCAAUUCUUUGUCAGCCCAAAAGAGAAUGCUUUGCUUGCAAAAGAGACUCCCAAGAGCCAGGGCCGAGGCUGUGCAUGUCUCCAGUGGCAUUUCUGGCACUGCCCUAGCUCAUCAGUGUGUUAAUUUGGAGCGCUGUGUUCUCUCUCCCCCUCGGUUAGGGACUUUGUAAGCUUCAGAUAACAUGAUCUGAAGCAAAGGUUUUCUGGGGAUUUGACAUUAUUGGGAAAGUUUGAAAAUGGUUAAUAUCGUGCUGAGUUAUCUAUCUAUCUGGUUGCUAUAACACUGGCUCCAUGAAAUGUCAGAUAUUUUGUCUAAAUCUACUUUAAUUGAGCUUCUGUAACUACCAACCACCACAUUCUAGUAUUGAGCAUCUCACUGCAGCUACGUCAUGUCUGUUCUGAACUUUGCUUGGCUCUCCAUUUUCGGCCAGAGUUCAGGCCUUCUUUGCCUUUCUUCUGUGUCUUAUUUCUGCCUUUGUCUGCUGUUUCUCACCCAACUCUGUCACUGUGGAGAGCAGAUGGCAAGACUUUCCUCCUUCCUUCAACUGACCUCAUAGCCUUCUAUUUUCAGCUCUCCUUACAAUGGUAUAAACAUCGGUUUGGCAAUCUAAGAUGUCUUUUAUCAAGGAUCAGCCCUUUUUCUAUUUGGUGUUGAAUCCUCUCUUUCAUGUAGAAAUCUACAUGUAUAUCUACAUGUAUAUACAAGAAGUGUAUUUUUAUCUGCAGGAUAAUAUUGUUUCACAUAAUUCUAUUAAUAGAGUUAACUUUUCAGCUAUUUCCCCUUUUUGGUGUGGUUUGGAAAUGUUCAUUGCAAUUUUUAGAACAUGCAUUCUAUGGACAACUUCUCUCUUAAUUAUAAAACUCAGCUGAAUGCAUUGUAAAAUCAAAAGUAAGAUAGGAUUCAGUGAACAGAAUUUGCUCUCGAUGCUAAUUAAAAGUAAACCCAUGAAUUUGAAUUUUGCUGUCAUGCUUAGUACUUGGAAUUGGUAUGUACCUUAUUAAAGCUUGACAACAUUUAGCAUUUCGAUCUUAGAUUUCAUCACAAAA